Molecule: messenger RNA, 1035 nt
Organism: Solanum tuberosum (potato)
Lineage: Eukaryota; Viridiplantae; Streptophyta; Magnoliopsida; Solanales; Solanaceae
Exons: 5
Coding region: 1-1035 (344 amino acids)
Molecular function (GO): nucleic acid binding
Source: RefSeq, a predicted model, not a curated record
AUGUAUAGGGGUAAGGGUCCUUUUGUCGAGAUUCCUACAAUUGUACCUCCAACUAAGUUGCGAGGAGAUGGAACAACUGGGGUUGUAGAGAAGUCAUUGGGUUACUAUUCAGAGAAGGUUGCGGAUAAGGUUGAUGAUGCUUCAGCCUUUAAGACUGCUAAAGAGGAGUUUGUGAGGGUCGAUGAAAAGAAUGGCAUUUUCAGGGAGCUUACUGCACCAUACUUGCCUCAGCAAAAUGGAGUUGUUGAGCUAAAAAAUUGCACGGUGGUUGAGAUUGCUAGAAGAUUACUUAAUGGAACGGGACUUCCAAUUCAUUUUUUGAGAGAAACAACAUCCUCAAUUGAAGAAUAUGGACUAAAUAAUCAAACUAUUGGAAAAUUGCUUAUCAACAAGAAUGCUCUUUUUAAUAAAGAAGCAGCUUGGGAGUGGAAUGGCAAGAAAGAAGAUUCAACAGUCCAUAUUAUUGUUCAAUUAGAAGGAAAACAUACUACAAUUCUUGAAUUAGCUGGUUCUGAUCGUUCCCCUCCUUGCAAUAGUAAUACUAAUCUUUCUCCUCUUAGUAGCAGCAAUAACAAUUCUAUUCCAGCAAGCUCUCAUUCUCAAUCUUCAGCUUCAUCCAGUGAAACGCCACCAAUAAAAUUUUGUUCAUUGAAAAAUGUUUAUGCAACUUGUAAUUUUUCCUUGAUAGCUACUGAACCAACAUGUUAUAAAGAAGCUGCAAAAAAUCAUGUGAGGGAAAGUGCAAUGAUUGAGGAGAUUCAAGCCAUUGAGGAAAACCAAUCCUCGGAGUUAGUUCAUUUUCCUAAACGAAAGAAUGUUAUCGAGAUACAGGGGAUCGAAUUUGAAGGGACAUUCUCAACAAAAGAUCACUUUGAAAAAAUUAGAAAUACUCCAAGCUUGGCUACUCAACUUGCAUAUAAAAAUUACGGUCGUACUAAGGCUGUCAAUGUUACCGACCCAGAUGUUGCUCCUGUCAAAGGAGGAUCCCGUGAUGGUGGAGGUGGUGGAGGUGAUGACUAUGGUUGUGGUGGUUGA